AUGGGAUACAAACGAACUGCCAAGGUUGCUGCGACAGCCCGUGACAUGCGCUCGACACGCACGAGCACCACCGUCGCCAACCGUGUGACUGUCGCCCCUGUCGCCAAAGUCAAGGCUGCCCACGGCAAGUCACUCGCCAUGAACCGCAAGCGUCUGACUCCCACCGUCAAUAAGCGCCACCCCAUCGUCUGGAUCGACAACACCGGUUUUGACUUCGGUGCCUAUCCCGCCUGGCCGAAGAUGUCGAAGCCCACCAAGCAGACCGCUGCGUCUGUCGAAUCCUCUGACGCUGUGUUCGAUGGUGACUCGACUCCUGGCUCUGCCGACGACAACGCCAUCGCCCCACACGGGAACUUGAACCAUGCCGUCGAGACUCACGACAGUGACGCCGAAGAUGCCAACAUCACCGACGAUGAUGCAGCCGCCUUCGAUGGUGGUGGCGACAGUGACUCUGCUGACCUCGAGGGUCACAGCGACAACUCAGUUGCAGCUGACGCCGCUGCUGCUGAUGUCUCGGGGGACGACGACGACAUCGAUGUCACAGCUGCAGUGGCUGGCGAUGACGACGACUUCUUCGUUAACAACGACACUUCGCCGUCGCACGACUCGGACGACGACUCUGUCAUCGAGACGGGUUCGAACCAGGUCAUCAGCAGCGGCGACUUCUCGGCCCUGCCGUUCUUCAAGGAAUUCCGCACUCUGGCGUCGCUUCAUGCUUCCGAGAGGGACGCCAUCUAUGCCGAAACCACUCGCCUGCCUGUCGACGUCGACAAGUGGGAAGUCGCCAUGUCGCCGACGUUCUAUCUGCGCCACAUCGACACACCCGUCGCCUGCGUUCGGCUCGCUUCCCAUGCGCCCAAGUCGAAACCUCGUCGCAAGGACGAACCGAAGACUCCAUUCGACGGAUGGCUGCUCCUCGCUGACGACGUCCACCUUAUCUUUGUCGACCCAGCGAUCAAGGCACCGUUCUAUCGUGAGCUCAAGAAAACCCACAUCGUUCGGCCGAGCCGCUUCCCGUGGGUGUCGUCGACAGGCGGCGCUGCCAUUCCGAUCUGUCGCUUCGUGGAAUGCCUUCAAGUCGCCCACUGCUCGACAAUUCGACUGAAGCAGUACGGCCAGAAAAUGCCUAUCGACAAGCGCUACAUCACUCGUCCCAUCGCCGACGCAGAGCACCGCCUCAGCGAGCACAACGAGUGGGACAUCGGUACCAACUUCGAGUCGUCGGUCAUCUGGCUCUUCAGCCCCGUCAAUGGAAACAUCUCUCGACACUUGACGACAUUCCCGAUGAUCAUUCCGGGCUCCCUCGACUAUGGCUCGGUUCAAAUUAUCACUCGCUUCAAGCACCGAGACUUUCGUAUCAAGAUCUACCCUCGACUUGUGCACGUCAUCAAGUCGAUCAACAGUCGACUGCAAGGCGAGCCUCCCCAAACUGUCCGAAACAUCAAGCGAAAGGGUGCCGCUGCCCAGGCGAUGGUCCAGGAGCUGACGACGAUCUCAUCGAAGGAGAUGGGCGGCUUUCGAAUUGAAGUUUCGGUGCGGGCGAGGACUCUCGGUGAGGCGCAGCGCAUCGUUAACGACACUGGUUUCCUUCGCCCGAGUACUUGGGUGAACUCGUCUGAUGGCCCGCUCUCUCGAUUCCGACUCGACGUCAAAGUCGUCACCAAGCAAGGCCUCAUCGACAAUGCGAACUGGGUCUACCGACAGUCAGUCGCUGCAGGCAUCUACUCGGGUGGUGACCACACUGCAGCGACAAGCCUCGACAAGCGCAUCUCUCUUGACGUCUUCAACUCGCUAGGUUGGAACGCCGGUCUGCGUACUCCGACACGCUCACUCGACCCAGUCGCCUGGUGGCGCACUGUCGAGAUCUCUGACGAGGCUAUGUCAGAAGUCGAGCUCCUCGCCAUCCUCAACCGCCUCUACCCGACAGACCUCGACAAGCGUAACCUUGUGGCGAUCAUCCGAACGAAGGGCAAGAAGAAGGGAUUUCCCUGUCGCAAGAACGAAAAGCACAGCUACGACAUCAAGGCGCGUCAUCCGCCGCGCUGGCAGUGCCGCGACAAGUCGUGCAAGGACAACCUCCCUCUCGGCCAAGCGAUGCGCUGGGUCGCUCAACUCAUCAUCAACGACUGGGUCCCCCGACAGGCUGUGGGCAUCCCGUCUGCCAGGCGGCAGAGCGACACAGCGGACGACAGCCGUCGGGUCACCAACGACAAGCUCGGCGUCGUUCACCGUACCCCACUCAGCAGUGUCACUCCCCCUCGCCGCAUCGACAAGGCAUUCCGCCCACCUCCCGCCAUCAAUCGUCUCCGCUUCGAAGUCCCCGGCAUGUCUCGACUUGUCCGACUUCCUGUCGAGCCUGCCUACUAUCGCACGAGGUGGACAAUCGGUGACGGCAACUGCCAGUUCCGUGCUUUCGCCAAAGCGUACGGUGGAAUCGACCACAUCGCUGCUCGCAAGGCUGCUGUCGACUACAUGUUCGAGAACUUCAAGCAGUUCGAGGCCUUCUACGCUGACGACGAGAUGGAGAAGCAGUACGGCGACUUCGACAUGUACCUCGACGCCAUGGCGAAACAGUUCGAAUACGGCGACCAGCUGACGCUCGCUGCCCUCGCUGCGUCGUACAAGGUCUCGAUCAAGGUUCUUCACAUGUCGCACACUCUCGACUAUGAGUGGGUUGACGGCGGUGACAGCGACAGCGGUCGAGUCAUCAAACUGUUCUUCAACGCCGGCACGAAGCACUACGAGAACCUCGUCGCUGCGAGGGACCUGUAG
Molecule: messenger RNA, 2772 nt
Organism: Trichosporon asahii var. asahii CBS 2479
Lineage: Eukaryota; Fungi; Basidiomycota; Tremellomycetes; Trichosporonales; Trichosporonaceae
Exons: 1
Coding region: 1-2772 (923 amino acids)
Source: RefSeq, a predicted model, not a curated record